Messenger RNA from Pocillopora verrucosa, 3228 nucleotides. NCBI's taxonomy places the organism in Eukaryota, Metazoa, Cnidaria, Anthozoa, Scleractinia, Pocilloporidae. The record is from RefSeq and is a predicted model, not a curated record.
AUGGAUGUGACAGUUUCCUGGUUCAAGGAAGUUGGCUCCCUUCCAAGCGGAAGAUACUCCAUCAUCAAAGGAUCUCUUCACAUCAAGAAUGCUACAGUGGGUGACAAUGGGAUGUAUGUUUGCACAAUUCGUACUGACCGGGGGACCGCUCAGGCUUCUAUUACACUCAACGUGAAAGCUCGUCCACUCAUUUCUCUUCCUACCGGACCGAUCUACAGCGAGAGUGGAAAGGAAGUCAAACUCCCUCUAUGCCAGGUCAUAGGAUAUCCCCCUCCUGUGGUUUCAUGGACAAAACUAUUUGGUGAUCUACCUGGUGGAAGAGCCACUGUACAUGGCCACACCCUGACCAUCGCAAAGGCAGACAAGAAAGAUUCAGGAACCUACAUCUGCACAGCUUCGAACGCCAUGGGUACAACACAUUCCAUGACAUCUCUGGUAGUCAAUGUGGUGCCUCAGUUUACUGUCAAGCCACCAGAGAAGAUUGAGCUUUACCAUGGACAGUCAGUGACACUCAACUGCUCUGCAGAGGGGCAUCCAGAACCCAGCAUCACCUGGACACGGUGUAAGGGAGACAUAGCCGCAGACCGGUCUGAAAUGGAAGGAGGACAACUGAAGAUAAACAGUUUAACGGCAAAGGACAGUGGGACGUACAUCUGCUCAGCACAAAGCGAGUUUGUUCACGUGGAGACUGAGGUGCAACUGAUUGUAAAAACAGCCCGAGAUUGCACAGAACUCCUUGCUACCGGCUUCAAGGAUAGUGGAGUGUUCACAGUCAACCCAGCAAACAAAACCAGUUUUGAAGUGUACUGUGACAUGACGACCGAUGGUGGUGGAUGGACCGUCUUUCACAAACGCUUUGAUGGGUUCGUUGGAUUCUACAGGGACUGGGACGAGUACAAGAACGGGUUUGGUGACGUCAGAGGGGAGUUUUGGCUUGGAAACGAAAAGAUUCAUCAACUGACUGAGAUCCCGAGUCAGUUGCGAGUGGAAAUCAACACCACAUCGGCUGGAAAUAGAUACGCAAAAUAUAGUAAUUUUACGGUGACAAAUGAGGCAACCAACUAUACCUUGUUUGUCGGAUUCUAUUCUGGUAACGCUAAAGAUCGACUUUCUUAUCAUAACGGUAUGGCUUUUUCUACCCAGGAUAGAGACAAUGACAAGAACGGUGGGAACUGUGCUACGUCUUCCAAAGGAGCAUGGUGGUACAACUCCUGUUUUCAGUCCAGCCUGAACAGUAACUUCGGAGAUAGCAACUAUAAUUGGUACUGGGGUUCACUCAUAGGUAGCCAGAUGAAACUCAAACCAAAAUACAUCGACAAUUGUUGUAAACUACUGAAAGUAUACUUUCUAUGCAUAAUGACGGAUUCGGAUAAAAGCAGACCUUCUCGCUUUCUCGUUAUUUGUUGCCUUUGUAUAACUCUUUUGAGCGUGGUAUUCUAUAGUGUUAGUUUUAUGAGAAUGACAGGAGAGCUGAGGGAACAAAACAAAAGAAUUCUGGCUCUAGAGGAAAACCAGAGGAAGAUGACAACAGACAUCCCGCUUCCCAAGCCUUCGACUCCUGAUAUCCACAGCGUUCUGCCCCCUAGCUCUAGAUCUUCAGCUCAGGUGAGAAUCCCGCGAGCCGCUGAUAGCCCCGCCAAGGGAGACAGUGGAGUUUUAUCCCCCGAUAUCCGUCGGCAAAUUACAAAAUCCGUUUACGCUGCAACGCAAAAGAUCUGUACAAGCAAAAGUCAGAUUUGUAUCAAGGGCCAAAAGGGAGAACCCGGAGAUCCGAAGUCAACUUUUUCUCUUCAGCUCAUUAAGGGAGAAGCAGGGGGUGUUGUUACUGCCCCUGGGAUUCUAUUGCAACCGGCCAUGAGCACAAUCGACUUGGGCGAGACAGCUGCAUUUCAAUGUUUUCCAGAGAAGAACGUUGUUGCAACAAUUUCAUGGUCCAAGGAGGAAGGCUCCCUUCCCACUGGAAGACAUUCCAUUGUUAAAGGAGGGCUCUACAUCAGGAAUGCUACAGUGGGUGACAAUGGGAUGUACGUGUGUACAAUUCGUACUGACCAAGGGACCGCUCAGGCUUCUGUUACACUCAACGUCAAUGCUCGGCCGCUCAUCUCUCUACCCGCCGGACCAAUCUACGUUAAGAGUGGAAAGGACGUCAAGCUCCCUCUAUGUCAGGUCAGCGGAUAUCCCCCUGCAGUGGUAUCUUGGUCAAAACUUUUCGACCAACUCCCUGGUGGUAGAACCACUGUGAAAGGCCACACUCUAACCAUAUCAAAAACAGACAAGAAAGAUUCAGGAACCUACAUCUGCACAGCUUCAAAUGCCAUGGGCACAUCACACGCCAUGACAUCUUUGAUAGUCAAUGUAGUGCCUCAGUUUACUGUCAAGCCACCAGAGAAGAUUGAGCUUUACCAUGGACAGUCAGUGACGCUUAACUGCUCUGCAGAGGGACAUCCAGUACCCAGCAUCACCUGGACACGGUGUAAAGGAGACAUAGCAGCAGACCGGUCUGAAAUGGAAGAAGAACAGUUGAAGAUAAAUAGUUUGACGGCAAAGGACAGUGGGACAUACAUCUGCUCUGCACAGAGCGAGUUUGUUCACGUGGAGACUGAGGUGCAACUGAUUGUGAAAACAGCCCGAGAUUGCACAGAGCUCUUUUCUGCCGGCUUUAAGGAAAGUGGAGUGUACACAGUCAACCCAGCAAACAAAACCAGUUUUGAAGUGUACUGUGACAUGAAGACGGAUGGUGGUGGAUGGACCGUCUUUCAUAGACGCUUUGAUGGGUUUGUCGUAUUCCACAGGGACUGGGACGAGUACAAGAACGGGUUUGGUGACAUCAGAGGGGAGUUUUGGCUUGGAAACGAAAACAUUCAUCAACUGACUGAGAUCCCAAGUCAGCUUAGAGUGGAAAUCAACACCAUUUCUAAUGGAAAUAAAUAUGCUAAAUAUAAGGAUUUUACGGUCACAAACGAAGCUUCUAACUAUACACUGUUCGUUGGUUUCUAUUCUGGUGAUGCAGGAGACAAGCUCACCCCACAUAAUAGUAUGACUUUUUCCACGAAGGACAGGGAUAAUGACGUUGACGAUGGGUCUCACUGUGCUGUGUCUCACAAGGGAGGUUGGUGGUAUGAAGGCUGUUAUUAUUCUUGUCUCAACUGUAACUAUGGAAGUAACGAUUACGAUUGGACCUGGAACCUCAAGGGAAGCCAGAUGAAACUGAAACCCAAAUCUCCCUGA